This is a messenger RNA of Athene cunicularia (burrowing owl), 3557 nucleotides long. RefSeq names its product ring finger protein 43 (gene RNF43). Gene Ontology annotation, biological process: Wnt receptor catabolic process; ubiquitin-dependent protein catabolic process. Bases 201 to 2699 code for a protein of 832 amino acids. Gene Ontology annotation, molecular function: ubiquitin protein ligase activity; frizzled binding. The record is from RefSeq and is a predicted model, not a curated record. The transcript has 9 exons. Lineage: Eukaryota; Metazoa; Chordata; Aves; Strigiformes; Strigidae.
UGAUGGCGAGAACCGGAGAAGUUGUCUGGUGAGCAGCGCUGGCGGACCUGAGCCCCUCUCUCCUCUCUCUCCCGCUCCGCGCCGCUGGCACCGCAGGCGCGGAACCCCACGAGCUUUGCCGACGGCCGGAGCCCGCCGCGGGGUGAGGACACGUUCCUGAGCGGUAUGUGUGGCCGGAGCCCACUGCUGCAGCUGGUAGCAUGAGUGCUGGCCCCCAGCUGCAGCUGGCUCUCCUCUGGCCUUGGCUGCUCAUGGCGACCCUGCAGGCAGGACUUGGCCACACAGGGCUGGCGCUGGCCGCGGCGGUCGAGUCGGAGAGGUCGGCGGCGCAGAAAGCCAUCAUCAGGGUGAUCCCCCUGAAAGUGGAGCCCAUCAUCCUGGAAGGGGAGUUUGCUAACGUCGCCGAGGUGACUCCAGCCGAGGGAAAACUGCUCCAGUCCCACCCGCUGUCCCUGUGCAACACCAGCGAGGAUGAACACACUGAAUCGGGGUUCAUCACCAUUGUCAAGCUUGAACAGCCGGAUCGGGAUCCCAACCCGUGCCUGUCACUGGCUAACAAGGCAAAGCUGGCGGGGGAGCGUGGAGCCCGUGCGAUCCUUUUUGACAUUACUGAUGAUGAAAGCGCUGCUGAUCAGCUGAGAAAGCCCCGAGGUCUGAGUCAGCCCGUGGUUCUGAUCAGGGGCCACGAUGCUGAGCUUCUCAUGGGCGUCGUGAACAAGAACAGAGAGGCCCACGUGAAGAUAGAGGUCAAGGAGCCACCAGCUUGGCCAGACUACGAUGUGUGGAUUCUUCUCACAGUGGUCAGCACUGUGGUCGUCAUCAUUUUGAUUUUUGUUGUCCGCACAAAGUGCCAGCUGAACAGGACUCAGGACUCCUUGCAGCAGCAGACCAUGCAGGCCAUCGGGCAGCUGGCCACACGCAGGUACCAGUCACGAUGCCGGCAGGCGCCGCGGUGGGACUCGACCAGCAGCUGCAGCUCAGCCCCAGUCUGUGCAAUUUGCCUGGAGGAGUUCAGUGAGGGCCAGGAACUGCGGAUCAUCUCAUGCUCCCAUGAAUUUCACCGGGCAUGUGUUGACCCCUGGCUGCAGCAACACCACACGUGUCCACUUUGCAUGUUCAACAUUCUUGACAGAGACUUGGUGGACCAGGCCACAGCCGCUGGCUCCCGCCUGGCCCCUCGGGACAUGGAGCCCGGACGGCGACUCCACCUUUUCCGCCAGCACCCAGGACAUGCCCUUUACCACCUUCCACACGCGUAUCCUCAGAGGAACCUCAGGAGCUUUCCCCCAGAUCCAGCCCAUGGCAACCCCUUCUUCCACUCUCCGGAGCUCUCCCAGCUGGAUUUUGGCACCAUCCACUACAUGCCCUACAGGCCAACCUCCCUGCUCGCCUGUGGCCACCCGUCCCCCCUGGCCCCGGGCUUGCUGGGCCAGCAGCAUCCCAACCCCUCGGCAUGCGGACAGACGCUGUCACCCCACAGGACUUGUUCUCUCCAGCCCCAGCCUCCCUGCCCGGGGCUCAAGGCAGCCCUGGCGCAGAAGCAGCACCGUGCACCCGCCCUGCGCCGGGGGGUCAGCCACGGGCACCAGCACAACAGCAGUGGCUCUGGGGAGAGCUAUCUCACGGACCACAGCGGGUACCUGGCAGAUGGGCCAGGCAGUGAUUCCAGCUCAGGGCCCUGCCACGGUUCCUCCAGUGACUCCAUGUUGAACUGCACAGACGUCAGUCUGCAGGGCAUCCACGGAAGCUGCUCCACUUUCCGGAGCUCCCUCAGCAGCGACUACGACCCCUUCGUGUACUGCAGCUUGGAGGGACCUGCCAUGGACCACAGCCAGGAGCAGCCGCGGCCGCUGAGGGAGACACGACCCAGGUCCUUGGACCUGAUGGUGCCUGGCGGUGCUGCUCCGGCCAAGCCGCAGAUGCUCAGCCACGUUCACUACCACCAUCACCAGCACCAUCACUACAGACGAGACACAGAGUGUCCACCCGGGCGGGCCGGGCAGGUGCCAGGGCAGCGCAAAUCCCGGUACUCUGGGGCCAAGGUUGGCUUCCAUGGUGCUCGGACACAAAAGAGGACCGAGAAAAGCCAUCACUGUCAGCAGCCUCUGGAAAGCAGCACUGUGCUACAGGAGGCAGCUUCGGCAGGACAGCCAGCCUGUCCCCAGCAAGGCCAGGAGCCCCCUCAUGCCCCCUCCACUUCUCCAAACAGGUUGGACUUCAGCGUAGAUGCCAACAGACAAUCGGGAUCAGCUGGCACAUCCCCUGUCAUGCUGCCCCCGAGACACAGCUUACAGAGCCGUCAUCACCGAAGGAAAAGAAAGUGUCCCCUGGAGCCCGACCCUUCUCUCCUGCCUGAGGACUCAGCCUUGCCCAAAGCCUGCGAUGCUCAGGUUCCUCACAGCCAUCCCGCUGGCUACCGCUGCUCGCCCGAAGUCCAGCCCCUGAUCCCAAGCGCUCCCCUGCCCUAUGGCUCAGGCUCCCGGCCGCUCUGGAAGUGUUUAGUGCCACAGCCUGGCUUAGAGCUGAAAAAGCAGGAGGAGGUGGUGUCAGGACAGGAGGGAAACCACACGGUUCCUGCUGAUUUCUCAGGGACAGGCACCCCCAGACAUAGUCUGAGUCUUCACCUUCACUGCCCCUCUCAGCAGGGUGGUCAGGGAUCUGAAGAGGAGGUCCAGGAUGUCCAUGAACACUCAGUUUAAUAAAACACUGGCCUGUUUUCUUACUGGUGAGCUGGAGUGGACAAAGAUGUUCAGCACACUGACCGUAGAGGAGCUCACAUUUUGCUCUCUGCACAGGCAACAUGUAAUAACCGACCCUGACCUGCACAGCCCACGCCAAGAUGCAGACUGCAAAUAAGCAACAUGACACUUGUGGUCUCCUCACAUGUUCCCAUGUUGUGAUGGUCACACAAACACAGAGCCAUGAUCUCCAGGUCCCCUUCGCCUUUGAAGGCACAGGCAGCCCAUCUUCAUCCUGUGGCAUCUAUCUGCAUGGGCUGGCUCGCUCAGAGACUGGUCUUGGGACCAGCUGGAGUGCUCAUGGAGCGAGUGCAAGCUGCUAUUUUGGCAUGUUCAUGCCACAGAAGGUUUUGCUAAACACUUCAAAAAUAAACAAGCCUUCGAGACCGAAAGCUGCAGAAAUGACUUUCUGUGGCCUGGUAGCUUCUGACUUCAUUUCCUCACUUAGGUCAAAAGCCAGACUUCUUCAUUUAACUUUUUCACUCUUAUUUCAGACACAGGAAGAAGCUGUUCUCCAUCUCAACACUCACAGGUCUGCCCUGCAAAGUGCUGCUUCUGUCUUCAUUGGAAACCAACAGCUCUCACCAUUGCCCCUCAGCUGAUGCCAUCUCGGCCAUUUGCUGUGUUUUGCCAGCAGCAGGAGAGGUGAAGACACAGGGACGAUAUCAGCAUUUCUGGGAAGGAGCAGGGUCAGGUUCUUUCCGUUGCAAGGAAUCCACCCUCUCAUCUGGCAAUGUGAACAAAUCUUUUACUCAUCCUCUAACUCUUCCACCUACCCUCAAAAUAGGUGAGAUGGCCAGCCCUGUUAAGAGCCAAGCU